AUGUCUGGUGUGGUUGGUACAGCCUGUGGCGGGAAACGAUUGUUGGCACCGGACGACCAAACGGGUCUGGUUACACUCGGGCGAGAUGGUGCAGUGCUGGACGACACGGCGAUCGAAAGCGACUCCGACGAACCUGUCGCGAAGUUCCAGGAGCUCGUCGAGUGGAUGCAAGCCAUGAAGGCACAGGGCAUCCUGCCUGCCGAGUUGUUGCGUAAGAAAGCCAAAAAGGGCAGCAUGGCAGAGACGAGUAACAACGGUGGAACAGCUAUUCCUACCCCUGCUCCGCCAGUCACUGCGGCUGCUACUCUUCCUUCCGUAACAGAAAUUUUACCCUCGGCCCUUAAUCUGACUGGGCCGUUAGAAGACGCAGCAGAAGGCGCCACGGAGGCCGUGGAGCAUCUUAACGCUCACGGCCUCCCAGUUAUCUCUCGGGCUCGCACAGAAGUUGCUUCGGUGAGAACACAAGCAGAGCUUCGUCUUCGUGCUGAGAAUGAAGACCUGCAAUCCACGCUCAAGCUGACACAAGAGCGCGCACUCGACCUCCAAAUCGCCCUGGACGAUAAGGAGGCUGCAUACGUAGCGCUCAAUCUGCGCUACGACGAGUUGUCCGCUCUGGUCGUUGCACUUCGGCAGCAAAUCAUCAACAACGGCGAGGAGCAAAGGCAAACCCUGAACUUGGCGCUGAUCCCGUCUUUCGACUUGCAGCAGUUACCACGUGGCCAGAACGGCAGCAUCUUGAAAAAGGCGCUCGAGGCUUUCACGUUCAUGACGACCGCCGCGCUUGCGUGGAGGAUGAAGUUCUACCCUCUGUGGCCCGAGCUGAGAGAAAUGAUGGCAGAGAAGUACGCGGAAGCUGGCGUGGGGAAGGACAUAUUCUACUAUGUCAUCUGCAUGUUCCUUGGAAAGGAAAACCUGGCCAUGCGCAAGGCGUCAGAGCGGCGGAGCAAUUACAACGGCGACAUCAAGACUUACGGGCGCGGCCCGGGCGGGUGCGUCCCGGAGAGUAAAUGGAAGGAGUUGGCGGACGAAGGAGUGGCGCCGCAGUGCAGCAGGUCCCCUUCGGAGUGGACCCUGUUCUACCUUCAUGCACGCUUUGGUUCCAACUGGCACUUCAACGCUGCAACGUGUAGGCCGUUUGCCAAUCGGGCAUUCGAACUCGUCCUGCUGCGCGGUUUUGGGAGCAAGAAGGCGACAACGAUCAUGGUGAAGUUCCCUGCAGUUGGCUACGCCUUGAAUGUGGUGGAAUGGCCUCUGGCAAAUGCCAGAGGGCGAGUGAACCCUGCACUCGACGGUUCCGAGACCGUGAACCAGCAGAAUGUCGAGGUGAAGAUCGGGCACCUGGUCACCUGGAUUAGGGAGACAUACGAGAACGGAGACACCGCGAUCUGGGACCCGGUUGCUUCUGCUGGCUUCAGGAUGUCCCCCAACGUGAAGCUAUUGAUUGAGGGUUAUGAGUCUCAGGUACCCCUUUCUGCCUACUCCUUGUCCCUGCUUCCCCCCAUCCCCUUCCCUGCUUCCCCCCAUCCCCUUCCCUGCUUCCCCCCAUCCCCUUCCCUGCUUACCCCCAUCCCCUUCCCUGCUUCCCCCCAUCCCGUUCCCUGCUUCCCCCCAUCCCCUUCCCUGCUUCCCCCAAUCCCCUUCCCUGCUUCCCCCCAUCCCCUUCCCUGCUUCCCCCCAUUCCCUUCUCUGCUUCCCCCCAUCCCCUUCCCUACUUCCCCCCAUUCCCUACCCUGUUUCCCCAUGUCCCCUUCUCUGCUUCCCCCCAUCCCCUUCUCUGCUUCCCCCCAUCCCGUUCCCUGCUUCCCCCAGUCCCCUUCCCUUGCUUCCCCCCAUCCCGUUCCCUGCUUCCCCCCAUCCCGUUCCCUGCUUCCCCCAAUCCCCCUCCCCUGCUUCCCCCAAUCCCCUUCUCUGCUUCCCCCCAUCCCCUUCCCUGCUUCCCCCCAUUCCCUACCCUGUUUCCCCGUAUCCCCUUCCCUGCUUCCCCCCAUCCCCUUCUCUGCUUCCCCCCAUCCCGUUCCCUGCUUCCCCCAAUCCCCUUCCCUUGCUUCCCCCCAUCCCGUUCCCUGCUUCCCCCCAUCCCCUUCUCUGCUUCCCCCCAUCCCCUUCUCUGCUUCCCCCCAUCCGCGCGCAGGUGUGACAGAAGGUGCAUGUGGCGUGGAGCAUGUUGGAGGAGCGACGGUGCAUCCCCUGCAAUGCUUCCCCCCAUCCCCUUCCCUACUCCCCCACAUUCCUUCCCUCACUCACUCAUUCCUUCCCACCCUCACUCAUUUUUCCCCACCCUCUCUCAUUUCUCCCCAUCCUCUCUCAUUUCUCCCCACCCUCUCUCAUUUCUCCCCACCCUCUCUCAUUUCUCCCCACCCCCUCUCAUUUCUCCCCACCCUCUCUCAUUCGUUCCCAUCCUUUCUCAUGCAACUCACCCCCCACCUUCCUCAUAACAUAUUACCUGCCUUCUCCCCCAGACUCCACCCACCUGCCCUCCCCAUCCCUGCCUUUCCCUCCCUGCCCUGUCCUUCCCCUUCCCCAUCCCUUCCUUUUCAUGCCCUCCCCUUCCCCCUCACUCCUCACCAGCUGCCCUGUUGUUCCCGUGCGUGUGCACCCAUCUAUUUCCCCAUACAUGCUUUCAUCAUUCCCCAUGUCCCCUUCCCGUUACUACCCCAUGUCCCCCUCCCUGCUUCCCCAUGUCCCCUUCCCUGCUUCCCCCCAUCCCCUUCCCUGCUUCCACAACUCCCCUUCCCCGCCUCCCCCCGUCCCCUUCCCUGCUUCCCCGUGUCCCUUUCCUUGCUUCCCCCCAUCCCCUUCCCUUCUGGUGCCCCAUCCCUUUACAUGCUUCCCCCCAUCCUCUUCCCUUCCCCCCAUCCCCUUCCCUGCUUCCCCAUGUCCCCUUCCUUGCUUCCCCCCAUCCCCUUCCCAACUUCCCCGUGUUCCCUUCCCUGCUUCCCCAUGUCCCGUUCCCUGCUUCCCCCCAUCCCCUUCCCUGCUUCCCCAUGUCCCUUUCCCUGCUUCCCCCCAUCCCCUCCCCUGCUUCCCCGUGCUCCCUUCCACGGCACUCACACGCACCACUUGUCUGCUCUUCAUAUUCUCCCUCAGUUUCCUCCUCACAUGUGUUGCGGAACCCUGUGCGGAGUGGCAUGGGAGGAAGGUGCAAGAAGGCAAGCACAGAGUGAAGAGGCCGCGGCAUGA
This is a messenger RNA of Closterium sp. Naga37s-1, 3180 nucleotides long. NCBI's taxonomy places the organism in Eukaryota, Viridiplantae, Streptophyta, Zygnematophyceae, Desmidiales, Closteriaceae. The record is from the annotation of a GenBank genome assembly.